Molecule: messenger RNA, 4705 nt
Organism: Aplysia californica (California sea hare)
Lineage: Eukaryota; Metazoa; Mollusca; Gastropoda; Aplysiida; Aplysiidae
Product: lamina-associated polypeptide 2
Exons: 6
Coding region: 88-672 (194 amino acids)
Source: RefSeq, a predicted model, not a curated record
ACAUUCGCGGAACGAGCGCGUAAAGUGAAAGUGGCUUCUGUGGAAGAGCUGUAUAUUUCUGAAACUUUUGACGUAAGAGGAGACAACAUGCCUCUGACAAAUCAAAUUGAUUACAGUUCUUUAUCUGAUGAAGAGCUCACCCAGAUGCUGGUUGACUAUGGUAUAGAUGUCGGCCCCAUCAAUGUUGCUACCAGGGGUACGUAUGAACGCAAACUUUUCAAACUGAAAACUGGUGAAGCCUCUCCACCCACACAGAAUUUUGAGCCAGUUCCCGAUGACGAUGAGGAGGACGAGGAAGUUGAACUGAAAUUGCCAUCGACUUCAACCAGAUCUACACCUUCUGCAAGUGCAAGAAUGACCUCUCCUUCAUCUAUCCCAGUUCCCACACAAACUCGGUUUCGACGGGAAAUUUUUGAUCAGUCCACACCCAUAAUCGACAGUCGACCUUCUCUGUCUGCGACGAGGCGAACUCCGACUGAAACACUGAGCUCCCGGCCCAGUGGUGGAAGGCCGCUGCCUGUCAAAGUGGAGCAAGAAAGCAAAGGCGUUCCUCUGGUGGUGAAGCUGAUAGCGCUGGCGGUGGUUGUGGUUCUGAUCUACCUCAUCUACACCAACAUGGAGCCUCAGGCCAUCAGCAACAUCCCCAGUAUCCAAAACAAGAUGGAGGUCUAGCCCUGCCCUGCUCAGCACUUGUCUCCAAAUACAGACCUGCCAACUACUGCGAUAAAAUCGGAGCUUUCCUAAUUUUGUUCUGCCUCUCGGAAAUCCCCGAUUAGGUGUGGAUGAAAUCCCUUUUUAAAAAAUUCUUCAAUUCCGUUUCUGUCGAGUCCUGUGCGACUCGUCUUAAAUGAUGUGAAAGUACACAUUUCUAUAUUUGUGUUUAUUGACGCGUGUUUACAUUACACGUUUAUUUGCCACUGUCGGUUUGCUACACAAUCUUUAUCUACUGGGGUUCUCCGAAUCCCCGCUCAAACUCCUAUUGUAUAUUGUGGGUAUUUUAAGGAAAACUACUCUAUUUUUGGUCUUGGAGUGGUUUGCAAUGUCUGCCUACAGGUGCUACGCAAAGGGCUGACCUACUACGUUGAGUUGUUGUUCAAAUACACUGUGUACCGCAAUGCAUUGAGUUUUGCAGAAUGUGGAUCUGGACGUUUUGCCCACAAUGCAGUUUUGAUUUACCCUGUAGUCCGAUUGACCGUUUUGAAAAAUGUUUGGAAAGUAAGUACGUUUAUGUUUUACGGAGGAGCCCACCCUGAAAUGCAACAUCUAAGCUGGGGAUAUAUAGAUGGGCCGGUUCUCAUGGAAAUCCCUCCCUACAGCAUCAAUUAAUAUAUUUAUUAUUACUGCUUUUUGUUUUAUGUCAAAAUGAAAUUUGCUUGCUGAUGUUUUUCGGAGAUAGAUUUUUAUCUUACUCACUCCUUGUUGUUGUUUAUUUUGCAUGACAUUUGCAAAAAGGAAUGUUUCUUUUCCUUCCUAUUAGAGAUCUGGUUUCUCUCCACUGGAAAGAAUAUUGAUAAGGGGGGGUAGGAAGGGAGGAGCUAUGUUAGUUUUUUGUCUUCUUGUGGUUUUUUUUACAUUUUAGCAAUAAAAAUCUUCCUUUGAAUAGAAUCAAGAGAGUUCUGUAAAAAUAAAUUUGCACCUAAUGUCCUUCAUUCUUCAGAAGUGAAAUUUGGACCUCUAUUCCUACAGUAUAAUUUACCUAUUAACUCUCAAUGUUGCAAAUUUCGGACAUUUGUCUUGUCAGUAUUAGACUUGGAGCUUAAUUCUGUUUUUGCUGAUCAUAAUUUAUUCAAAAUAUAUAGACUAUUUUUGCUUUUAGUUCGUAUAAUAGUAAAAAUAGUUUGUCCAUCAAUGCCUAACAAUGACCUAUGCUUCUGCAGAGGAGAAUAUCUUUCAAGCAAAAUAGACAGAAUAAGGGUAAAGAUGACUUGUGGCCUCUGCUAUGGCCACUAUUCUGUACAGUUAGUAACUAGAUGUGAAAAAACAUCCUUCACCGUUGGCAUUGUCUUCAGUUUGCUUUGUAGUCUUUGAGCAUGUCGAGUCUUCUUUUGCCAUCUACCCCUGCUAGAGAGCUUGGAAAACCGACUGUAAAUCGUAUUAUCUUCAUUUCACAGCACAGUUGGUUUUUAAGUAUAUAAUAUGGCCCUUUUUUUUUUCUUCAUAGAAUGUAGAAUCAUCCCUUGCCUUAACCUUCUUAGCACCAUAAAUAGGUCAGCACAGCAGGACCAAAAUGGCGGCCAGCUGAUGGCUUCCCAGAACCAGAUUAUUUCAAUGUUUUUCAGAGAUUCAGGGGGUUUAGUAAAGAAACUGCUUUUUCUUUUGAUCUAAAGCGACACUUUUCUAUGAAAUUUUAUGUUCAAGGGCCUAGGACGUCAGCAUCUAAAUUUAGAGUGGAAUGUUUUUACUUCAAAGCCUGCACUAAAGGUGAGCGUGUCAGGCCAGUAAAAGUAAAAUCCGAGAUGGCUCUACAGCGGCAAAGCGGGUAAAAGCCGGUAUUGCAACAUGACGGGAAGGCCGGUUUAGGCCGAUAUGGCUCAUAAAGGGUUAAAUAGAGUGGCUUCAUUUUUCAUGUUCAGUCUGAAAAUCUGUGCUUAGUUCUAUAUUUUUGGGGUUUUUUUUGCUCUCAGUCUUAAUGAAUCCUUAGUGAUAUUAUAUGUGACCUUGGUUGGGCACCACAUCAUCACAUUGUCUCGCCCAUGGGGCGACAAAACUUUGCUACCCUAGGAUUACUAAGUUGUAUCUGCUCAGUACCUAGUUUUAGGAAGCUUGAGGUUAAAAAUUUUGAGCAUCACAUGUCAAGCUUUUUCGGAUGCAAAUCUUUGAACCAGUUGUAACGGGCUUAAAUGAUUUAAUAAAAAGUAGGCACUGGGCACUAGAUCUACUGCAGAUUUAUUAUGUUUGUACCUUCUCCUGUGACUGUUGUAAUUAAUUACCCCAUGAACAGGUGUGUAGGGCACAGGGCAUACUGUAGACCAUGGAUAUGCACUGUAUAAAAAUAAUUACAUAAUAACACGGAUAUGUCAAACAUGAAAGACUCGAAAUCACGCAUCUGCCGAAGUGUGCCAGCGGUCGCCUUUCCCCCCCCCCCCCCCCCCUUCUUUAACUCUGUAAGAUAUCCCUCGAUCUAUGGAUCCCUAGAACUACUGAGGCCGGACCUGACGAAUUCUAGCUGUCCGUGUUAUACUGUAUUGUUAUUAUUUUCAUUACUCCUGUAUUUCGAAUGAUGUCUAGUCAACCUCCGUUAGGCUAAGUAGUACAGUACUAAAAAGAUAAACAUGAGAAAUAAGAAAAUACCACUGAAACAUCACUGGAAAAAAAAGGACCUACAAGUGAUAGAUUGACAGCGGAUAAUCUUUGUAAUAAAAUUGGUCCUAUUCAUUAAUCCAGGACUACAGUGUGUAAAUUUGGUCCCAUUCUAGAACAGGGUUAAGCUAUAACAGUGGAAAGAUCGUUCGCUACAGGUCUACUUUGACUAGCUUGAAUAUAUUGACUGCAGAAAAGAGUGUGUGAAGGGUUUGGAAGGGGUGUUUACUUGGCCAGUGCCCACCACCAUCUUGAUCUGCAGUGUGGAAAGAGUCUGGGGUUGGGGGUUUUUUUUCAGUUAUGCAGUCUGUGGUAGGGGAACUUUGACCUCACCAGCUCGCUACCUCAGAAUUAUAGUUUUAUCUGCUCAGUAGCUAGCUUUGAGAAAUCUAACGUUGAAAAAUUUGAGUUUUAUAAUAUGUCAAGCUUUUUCAAAUGCAAUUCUUGAAUAUCUUGACGACUCCGAAUAAUCUUGUGACUUUGAUGGAGCAGAUGGAACAUUUGCUUUCUGACCUCAUGGUCUUAGUAACUCAAAAUGGCCAAACAAAAUGUCAGAUUGAACUUUGUAAUUCUAAGGUAGUGAGCUGUUGACGCUGCAAUCCGUUAGUUUCGAAUGCUCAGGUCCCAUUUUGUUCUUUUUGUAUGCAUUGGACUCUGCUUAUACCCAAAAACUAUGUGGGUGAUUUGGUGUGAUUUUCUUUUUCUUGCCUAUCAAACAUCGAUUGUCCCUAUCUCUCCUCCAUUUUUGAAAUUGUUACUCUCUUGUAACACCUAAUCUUUGACAAUUUAUUUUUAUGACCUCAUUGUGUUGCAAUUGCCAUAAAACUGUUACUAAAGCAAAAAACAAACUGAACACGAUUAAUCUGAAAACAGCGGUUUACCGAAAGUAAACAAGAUCUCAAUUUGUUGACGGUUUUUUUUCAUAGCAAAAUGUCUAAACGGAAAAUACAGAUCAUAGAAUUUAGAAAAUCCGGCGGUCUGACAGGUUUUGGUUCUAAUUUUAAAAACUUUGUUGCUAUUUUCUGUUAUGCUACUUGCAUUACUAAAAUCAAAAGUACUUAUUUAUUAUUAGUAAUCAAAUUUUGAGGGAAAUAUGUCCAAUCUAUGAAUUCUGAUUAUUUAUGGGUUUUUGGGAGUUCUGUAAUUGAUGGUUUCCCAUUGAUCAAAUUCUUGUACAGAUGCAUGCCAAAGUUCAGAGCUGAUCAGAUAAUGUUUCUCAUGCUUUUAAAUCAUGUAGAUGUUGAGGCAAAGGGGUUUAUGAUUUCAAAAUGUGCCUACUAAUACUAUCGAAAUAAAAUCUGUUUGCGUGUCGUAUGACAUAUAUUGAUUGUCGUUAUUGUACUCAUGUAUGAUGCUGUUAAACUUACUGAACAAUUCCCUGUCAAUAAAAGUUGUUGAAUUUUCA